Molecule: messenger RNA, 942 nt
Organism: Ustilago hordei
Lineage: Eukaryota; Fungi; Basidiomycota; Ustilaginomycetes; Ustilaginales; Ustilaginaceae
Exons: 1
Coding region: 1-942 (313 amino acids)
Cellular component (GO): mitochondrion
Source: RefSeq, a predicted model, not a curated record
AUGACCUUGCUCGCCGGUCGAGGUCUGCGAGCAGCAGCAACCGCCACUCGAAGUGUGUCUGCAAAGUCGUUUGCACCCGCUGCUACCGCUCUCGUCUCGUCGCGAUCCCUUAUUGUUCCCUCUCGACCCGUCCUUGUCGGUCAAGACGGUGAGGGUGCAGCUGCCAACCAGCAAUCCGAACAAGAUGGUUCACCGCAACCCAAGCAAAGCCUUCUCAAAUCCUUGCUCCAUGGCUCUGAGAAAGCCAAAGCUGAGGGCGUCACCACCCAGUCUCACUCCAACCAGGUCGCUCGUGGCAAGUACAUUCACGAGAUCCAGCGACAAUCUGUCUCUCCCGCGCAUGCCGAAGAAUACUGCACGCUUAUCCGUGAAUACUUGCCAAAGCUCGCCGAAAAGGGUCUCCCUAUGCGUCUCACUGGCAGUUGGGAAGUGAUCGUCGGUGAUCUGGAGACCUUCUAUCACAUCUGGGAGUACGAUGGCUAUGCAGGCUACGACAAAGCUGAAUCCGCUCUCCGCUCCGACCCGGAUUUCCAGGAACUCACUCGUCGUCUCCGACCUCUGCUUUGCAACCGAUCCAACUGGCUCACUCAAGAAUUCUCCUUCUGGCCUUCUUCCCCACCGGUCACGACAAAUGGCCUUUACGAGCUUCGAACAUACCAUCUCAAGCCAGGACACUUGCUCGAGUGGGAGCAGCACUGGAGACGCGGUCUGGAGGCAAGGAGGCAGUUCGUUGAGCCCAUCGGUGCUUGGUUCACUCAAAUCGGUGGCUUGCACACUGUUUUCCACAUCUGGGAAUACCCCAGUCUGGAGGAGAGGAAGAAGACGAGGGAUAUGGCUUGGAAAGUUGAGACAUGGAAUGAUACUGUCAGUCAGACUGUCAAAUUGAUCGACAAAAUGCACGCUCAGAUUAUGAGGCCAUUGCCUUUCAGUCCGCUCAAGUGA